Molecule: messenger RNA, 5596 nt
Organism: Adelges cooleyi (spruce gall adelgid)
Lineage: Eukaryota; Metazoa; Arthropoda; Insecta; Hemiptera; Adelgidae
Product: zinc finger protein 608-like
Exons: 6
Coding region: 480-4505 (1341 amino acids)
Biological process (GO): regulation of transcription by RNA polymerase II
Cellular component (GO): nucleus
Source: RefSeq, a predicted model, not a curated record
CAAAGAACGUGUCCAAGGUGUACGGACUGGAAAAUGUGAAAAAAAAACAUAUCACCGAAGGGUGUUGUUUACCGUUUAGCAGCUAUCGUUUUUUCGUCAGGCCGGGCGUAUGUUGACGACGUCGAAUUACAGAUAUUUCGUCGGUUUGUUUUGAGUGUGCGUUGUAAAAUUGUCGCCAUUUGUACGCUAAAGUCGACCAGGUCGUCGAAGUGAUCGCACACGCCGUAUAACCCAUCUACAAAAUGUCACACGGCUUCGCGCGUACCACGGUUUUACGAUCUGCUUGAGCGCAUCAGCCAUUUUGUUUGUGUUAACAUCUUUUGGCCGUCGAGUUAACGAGGAAACUCGCAAAUUCCGCUCACAGCCAAAGCAAUCUUGAUGUACUACACCGGAAAUACAAUCCUCUACGUCGGGAUUACAUAACUUGUGAGACAGGAUAAAAUGGUGUUAGUGGUCGGGGCUCGCGGUCCUGGGCACGGAUGGCGGCCCCAAUGAGAGAGGAGCUGGGUGGGGCGGUGGCGGCGUCCACAGACAGUGUUGGAAGUGGCAAUGGCAACAAUAACAAUACAAGCAGUAAUGCAAAUUUUGAAUAUGACGAUAACGAGUGGGAUAUUGGUAUAGGCGAUUUAAUUAUCGACUUAGACGCGGAUAUAGAAAAAACAGGGUCAUCAUCAUCAGCAGCUACAACAGGUGACACACAAAGUGUUAGCAAUAGUGGGACGACGACAGUCGGCUUAUCGGCUGGUGGUGGAGCCAUGUCAGGAGCAGCUGCCACUGCACCUACAGCCAACACAGCUGGCAGCAACAAGACUGCUGUUGAACAUUCAGCAACUGUUGAUAAAGGACUAAAAAUGAAAAUUAAACGAACAAAAACAGGAACUAAGAGCUUUGAAGCUAAACAUGAAAUUGUCAAGCCUGGUGAACAAAAUGGGUCUGUAGCUUCUGGCCAAUCCCAGUCAAGUGGCAGUGCAUCUUCAAAUGAUUCUUCUGGGUCAUCUGUAGAGUCUAAACAAACCGGUAAACAUACAAGUACAUCCAAUGCAAGCUGUUCUACUCCUACAAACAGUACUCCACCGUCAACUGCAAGCUCAGUAAAACGUGGAUCUAGCAGUCACCGUAGGGAUAAAACCAAGGACAAACAACACGGUACAUCCACAAGUGUUGAAAAAUGCCAUAAAGUAAAUUCCAGUUUACCAUCCGAACUAAAUGGCCGAAGCCCUAUUAAUCAAGCUGCUUCAAGAACUAACACAUUCCCAGCCUUGACAAGUAAUACACCAUCAUCUAAUGUAUCUGGUUCGGGACCACAAGUAGGAGACACGGGGACAUCUACUUCUCCAAGUGUGGCUAAUGGGCCUGAACAAAACUUACCAUCUCCAGUUGUUCCUUCAGAUAAUGUCUCGCCUAUUAUAAAGACCUCUACAGUUGUACCUCCUGUAAAACCAAUACAAUCUACUUCGCCACCUCCAGCAAACGUAGUAAAGACUGCCAAUAGUUCAACGUCAGCUAAUGUAAUGGAACAAAAGGAAACUGCAGAUGCUUGUGUUGGUACUAGUAUCAGCGUUGGAACUGUUACGGAACCAGACUGUUUUGGACCAUGUGAGCCUGGAACUCAUGUUAAUUUAGAAGGAAUUGUUUGGAAUGAAAUUGAAGGUGUACUCGUUGUUAAUGUUACAUGGCGAGGAAAAACUUACAUAGGAACAUUAUUAGACUGUACAAGACAUGAUUGGGCUCCGCCCAGAUUUUCUGAAGCAUCGGCUGGAGAACCAGAAUGUAGGUUACCCCAGAAAGGGAGAGGAAAAAGAGGUCGUGCUAGUUUAACAGCUAGUCCCAGUAAUGAUUUGGUUAAUUUUACUGAAACUAGAUCUUCUGUUCAUAGUAAACUUAGAAGUAAUGGAACAAAUAAAUGUAGUACAAACAACAGUUCAAAUCGAAGGGGUACAUCAUCCCCAACACCCACUUCUUUUGUACCACCACGCUCAGAGUCUACGAGUUCUAAUAAAAGAAAGAAACCUCCCGGCUCUGAAGAUGAAACUUCUGGAAAAAAGAUUAAAGCUGAGCCAGCUAGUCCACCUCCUAUGUCACCGACAAUGUUAGAAUGUCCAGACCCUAAUUGUUCUAAAAAAUAUAAAAACGCAAAUGGUUUAAGAUAUCACCAAUCUCAUGCUCAUGGGGCUGCUUUGGAUGACGAAGAUGGUGACACCAAAGAAUCUGGCGGAGCAAGUACAUCUGAAAAUGAAGAUGAUACGAGUCCGGCUUCAGUAAAUAACUCGGCUGCUCAAGAUAUCCCAAAAGAUGAGCAAACAACCUCUAAUAGUCUUGAACAGCCUCCACCCUCGACUACUCCACCUGUUACUGAAUCUGAUCCUCCAGUACCGUUGGCGUCUCCUCCACUUUUAGUUUCUAAGCCGAGUGUACUACGCUUUGGACUUGCGGGUAGUGAAGAGAUCAGUGGAAUACCACCUACAUCAACUACUCCUAUAACAGUUCUUUCAGUUCCCGUUGUUCAAUCAGCCCCUACACCACCACCAUUAUUACAGCCAGCAACAACACCAUUACAAACCGUUGUUCCUACUUCUCAAUCACCACAACCUCAACCGCCUGUUCUACAUGUACAGAAUCCAGCACCACAACAACUACCGUUACCACCCCAAGUACAACCUUUAGCAUUAAAUCAACCUCAAGUUCAAAAAGUACCACAAUUUAAAGUUAAACCUGCAUCUGCUUUAAUGCCGGCUGAAGACAAUACUAAAGGGAAUAAAGAUAGUAAAAAUAAAAUUCCCUCUUCUCAUAAAAAGAAAAAUCGCAAGUCGCCAGCUAGUAGUCCACGGCCUUUUUCAGUUGACCAGCCCCAGUUUGAUAAUGCUAACUGUGGUCGUGAAGAUGUUCAAAGUCCAGCAUAUUCAGAUAUAUCGGAUGAUACUGCCCCAAUUCUUGAAGUUGAAAUGGGCGACAGUGCAAACAAACAAAAAUUAAUCUCUACAGAUAAGAAAUCUGACCAGAACACUGCUCAUUCACCUCAUUCAAUACAACCUUAUAACAUGUAUCCAUCAUACUAUGGUCAACCUCCUUAUUUAAUUCCUUCAUUACAGCCGGCCGAUGUAUCUAAACAAACAAAAGAAGGGGAUAAAUCAAAUCCACAUUCACAAGAUUUAAAAAUGCCAUCAGUUACCGGAGAUAAAGAUAGUAAGAAAGAUGUACCUAAUCAAGCAACUGAUUACCAACAGCAAAAGCUAUUGCAACAAUAUUUUACUUAUGAUGCUUUCGUUCAGAAUUAUCCAUAUAAUAUGGGGCCUGGAUAUCCAAUGUCAAUGGUUCAAGACAAAGAUUUGAAUAAAGAUGAUAAAAAUCAUCAGUCAUCAAUGGUUGGUCCAUUAAAUGUUUCUCAGUCCAACAAAAUUAAGUCUGAACCGGUUAUUCCAAAAGAUAAAUCUUUACAUCAAAAUGAAAACCAUCAAAUUAUGAAAGAAAGUAUUGAAAUGAAGUCUCAAAUGAAUUCUGCAUACAUGUUUUCACGUCAGCAGCAGCAACAACAGCAGCAGCAACAACAACAGCAGCAACAACAACAACAGCAACAUCAGCAACAACAACAGCAGCAGCAACAACAACUGCAGCAGCAGCAACAACAACAGGAAGAUGUAAGACGUUAUUACGGUUAUCCGGAUCAAAGGCGCAAGGAGCAUGGAUCUAGUGAUCAUCCACAUGCUAAAUCAAAUACACAAACUACCCCAACUAAACACUCGAUGCCAUCAAAUAUGGUACACAAACAUAAAGAAAAGCACGAUGAUAAAAAAGAUGAAAAAUUGAGUAAAUCUUCUUCUCAUAUGUCUGAAGGUGUUAAGCCUACAAUGGAAACACAAGGUCCUCCGCCUCCACCCACUUCAUCAUAUGCCUAUAUCCAUCCAGGUUUCAUGCAGGCGUCUCAUUUUCCUGGCGCUUUAGCAUUUGAUCCGAUGUAUAGGAGUGCAAUGAAUCCAAUGUUGGUGCCGGGACCUUACGGCAAUACACCGCCACCUCCUUACUUACACCCUCAGAUACAUGCACAGAUGCAGCGGUAUCAUGCUCCUGAAGAUCUCUCUCGACCACCAGUUUCGACUCAGUCCUCCACUCCUACACAGUCUCCAUCUGGGCCAAAAGCGCUCGAUCUCUUACACCAUCAUGCUAGUCAAUAUUAUUCUUCCCAUAAAAUACACGAAUUACAAGAACGUGCCAUAAAGUCGCCUACACCGAAAACGAAUGCCCAACCAGGUCUUCCGCCAGCUCCCUCUCCCGGAACACGACAAUCACCAUCAUUAGCAACAACUGGAAUUACUCCAUCUGCUACGGAACGUUCUACUUCUGUUGGACCGCCUUCAGUAAACCAGCCUUCUAGUAAACCAGGGUCGACGGGGGAUCCUAAAGAUUGCCGUUCACCUCCUCCCCAAAGGCAUGUACAUACUCAUCAUCAUACACACGUAGGUCUUGGAUACCCAUUGUAUCCAGCUCCUUACACUGGUAAGCCUUUAUAAUAAUUGUGCGUGUGACUAGUGCCCCAAAUUAUCGAUUAGUUAUCGACGUAUCAAUUUUUAUUAUUUCAAUAUAAUUGAUCUCCCGGGACAUAGUUAACGACUAAUUUCAUUCUUAUAAGGAUUUUAAUGGAUGUUAUAGGAUAUUAUUGUUAUUUUAUAACUCUUUAAUAAAUCGAUUAAACUGGCUAUUAUUUAUCUGACCAAAACUUCUUGCAUAAUUUAUUUAUUUAUUUGGCUUUGAUUGCCAAUUUAUAUUUUUGCUCAUAAAGUACAAAUUGGCGUAUUGAUAGUUUUAGUAUAGUAUAAUGACAAUUUUUAGAUGAUCAUACUAAUUAAAAUAUAAUUAACAUGCGCUUCCUCUUACAUUUAAAAUUGUAUCAAGACUUAAAAAAAAUAUAUAGAAACUAUGCCGAUUUGAGCAUUUUAGUUGUCCAACUACAAAGUGGCUACAACAUUUAAUUCUAUAUUUGUACUCAUAUUUCAAAUUUUGUAUUCUUUGAAAUGGAAACAUAAUACAUCUAUAUAGACGAGUUUGAUCAAAGAUAAUGAUUGUUUACCUUAAUUUUUAGCUAAUCAUUAUUUUAUAAAAUUAUAAUUAUUAUUUAUUAUAUUUUUUGUAACUUUUAUUAUUUUUAACUGUACAUUUUUUUUUUUUGUAGAAUUGUAAUUUUAUAUAUAUUAUAUACAUAUAUAUUUAAAAAAUCAGGAUUGGGUUUUCCUGAGAUUGGGGGUGGUUGUUGACUGUUGUAUUAUAAUGAUACUAUUAGUAUAGCAUCACUCAAUUGGUAAUGUUGGGUUGGUCGUUGUGCUUGCUUCAAAUUGAUUUUUCUGCUGUUUUCCAUAAAUAUUUUUCACUUAAUUUUUCAAAGGCUGUGAUAUCGAAUCAAGGAGAAGGAUUUGGUUUUAAAGUCUUUUAGGUAUACACAUUAUUAUAUAUUCUUAUAUAACUUAAAAAUAUUGUAUGUAUAUUAGUGUAUAAAAAAUAAAAAUUAUAUAUACAUAAUCAUUCUGUUUGUAAUCAUUCAUAAUAAUAAUCUUAUUAAUAUACAUAAAUUGGGUAUGUUUGACAUGAAAAUUGCCCGACCAAAAUA